AGUUCAGUCCCUCACCUUUUAAAUUAAACAAUUUAGUCCUUAUUCUCUCUAAUUCUCACACAACAGGUCCCAAAAUGACCAUUAUACCCCUCACUUUCUUUUUUUAUAUUUUUUAUUUAUUUUUCUCUCUUUUUUAUUUUUAUUUUUCCUGCUUCUCUCUCUCUCUCUCUCCAAACCCCCGAACCCAAUCACACUGAACACUCUCCUCUCUCAAUUUGAUGCUCUCUUCUUCUUCUUCUUCAAUCUCAUCACCCCCUUUCAAACCCUAACCCUAAAAUCUUCUCCUCCCCCAGCAAUGGCCUCCUCCCCCGACCACAACCACAACCACAACCACACCUUGAACGGCGAUUCCAACACCCACGCCUCCAAAAAGCCCAAACUCUCCUUCAUCACCCCCUCCGAAAUCGCCGCCGAAUUCUCCCACCACGACCCCACCGUCGCCCGAAUCAACAACGGCAGCUUCGGGUCCUGCCCCGACUCCGUCCUCCAGGCCCAGCGCCGCUGGCAGCUCAAGUACCUCUCCCAGCCCGAUCACUUCUACUUCAACCACCUCCAAACAGGCAUCCUCCACUCCCGCACCCUCAUCAAGGACCUCAUCAACGCCGACCACGUCGACGAGGUCUCCAUCGUCGACAACGCCACCACCGCCGCCGCCAUCGUCCUCCAGCAGGCCGCCUGGGGCUUCUCCGAGAGCAAAUUCGAGCAGGGCGACGCCGUCGUCAUGCUCCAUUACGCCUACGGCGCCGUCAAGAAGUUGAUUGAGGCCUACGUCACUGGCGCCGGCGGGCACGUCAUUGAGGUACCCUUGCCGUUUCCUUUGAAUUCCAACGAUGAGAUUGUAACCGAGUUUAAGAAAGCUUUGGAGAAGGGGAAGGCUAAUGAUAGGAGGGUUAGCUAUGGGAAUGGAUUGGCUAUUGAAAGUGCUUGGAUUGGGACUAGGGAUUACAGCCCUCAGUUGGUUGUUCCGGCGGUUUUGGACUUUGUCAAUAGGUUUGAAGGCGGAAUUGAGGGGAUCAGGAAGAGAAAUCAUGAGACUGUUGUUGAGAUGGGGCAGAUGUUGGCGGAGCGAUGAUCAGAGUGGAGGUCGGAGAGGUUGAUGGUGGGGAUUGAUUCGGCAUCGGGUUGGGUCGUGGGUUGGAAUUGGUGUGAUAUUAUGGGUGGGUGGAUAAAGAUCGGGGGAUGGAGGAGAGACUUGAGUCGACGAGGCCUUUGACUCCGAGCUUGGAGUCG
This is a messenger RNA of Rosa rugosa (rugosa rose), 1230 nucleotides long. RefSeq names its product probable L-cysteine desulfhydrase, chloroplastic. The record is from RefSeq and is a predicted model, not a curated record. NCBI's taxonomy places the organism in Eukaryota, Viridiplantae, Streptophyta, Magnoliopsida, Rosales, Rosaceae. The transcript has a single exon. Bases 296 to 1072 code for a protein of 258 amino acids.